GUGUGUUGGGGGGAGGAGGCUGUGUCUCGGUUUUCCUCAGUGGUCGCACGCGCUCCUCGGUACGCUGUAGGAGACACGAGCGGACGCACGAGGCAGCCGGAGUGGAUUAAGAGGGAGACGCGCGUGCCAUUACGCACCGAGCAGCUCCGGUGUGGAGCACGCGGAUUUAACGGGUCCCACAGAUGCGCGUUAUUUUCACCAUCAUCAUAAUUAUCAGUGUCGGUGACGUUACCGUGAGCGGACAGAGCGGGAAGAGACGAGAGCGGAAGCUGUCUGACGUCCAAACUCCGGUCCCGGUGUCACACCAACCGAACCGAGCGAGCGAGCACCGGGGGAAAGUUGGAGUAACGCGGCGGAGCUCGUGGAUGUUUAACGAGGAAAAGUGUUUCCAUGUAACCGGAUGAACCGUGGAUACUCCGACACGCGCUGCUGCACCGGAAUAUGUGGUCCAUAACGGACUCCGUGCGGGUCUGAGUCCACCGAGGAGGCGGAGGAGUAGGAGGUGGGGGUGGAGGUGGUCCAGGCUCUCCCCGUUACACCGUCUCCACGGGUAUCUGCUCGCCUCCAACAUGUCGCUGUUUACCGGGAGAGAGUGAGAGGCACACCGGGGAGACAGAGCGAGAGAACCGGAGCGGACAGCCCGGGAGACCGACCCUGAUCCGUCUGCAUGACCUGUGGGAUUACCGCCGGACUCGACAUGAUCCUGAUCCACGUCGUCACUUUGCUGCUCGUGCUGGAUGUGUGUGUGUGUGACUCGGAGCUGGGCCCGCCCGGGUGGAGGGAACCUCUGGACUGCGUCCGAGCCUCUGAGCUGUGCAACCAGAACAGCCAGUGCAGCUCACGUUACCGGAUCAUGCGCCAGUGCCUCUCUGGCGGGGACAAGGAGCGCAGCGCCAUGCUGGCCUCCAAGGAGUGCCAGGGGGCGCUGGAGGUGCUGCAGGACUCGCCGCUGUACGACUGCCGCUGCAAAAGGGGCAUGAAGAAAGAGCUGCAGUGUCUCCAGAACUACUGGAGCAUCCACAUGGGUCUGACUGAGGGUGAAGAGUUUUACGAGACGUCUCCCUACGAGCCGAUCCAUUUCUCAGAGGAAUUCAGACACGCCUCCAUCAUCUCAGACUCGUCUCUGUCGAAGCUGAGCCCCUGCUCUGAGGCGGGGAAACCCUGUAACCCCUGUCUGGACGCGGCGAAGGCGUGCAACCUCAACGAGACGUGCAAACGUCUACGCUCCGCCUACAACUCCAUCUGCAGCAAGGCCACGCCCCCUCAGCUCUCUCUGGCCAAUCAGGAGCCGUGCAGCCGGAAACGAUGUCAGAAGGUAGACGGAGCGCAGGCAGGUGGGCUUGUGUCCUUCCUGGUGCGAGCACGACGGCACGAUGGUGCGGCGGCGUGCGCCGAGCGCCGCCGCCGCACAUCGUGCCGUCGUGCUCGCACCAGUGAGAGGCACAAGCCCACCUGCCUGGAGCUGAGACGCACCUGCCGCUCCGACCCUCUGCAGCCUCUGAUCCAGGACCAGGAGCACAGGCUCAUCCAGUUUCCUCAUAGCUUCAUUCUCCUGCCGUCCGGACAAUGA
Messenger RNA from Larimichthys crocea (large yellow croaker), 1570 nucleotides. Its product is annotated as GDNF family receptor alpha-2. Gene Ontology annotation, biological process: nervous system development. Gene Ontology annotation, cellular component: signaling receptor complex; external side of plasma membrane. Bases 668 to 1570 code for a protein of 300 amino acids. The transcript has 7 exons. The record is from RefSeq and is a predicted model, not a curated record. Gene Ontology annotation, molecular function: signaling receptor activity. Lineage: Eukaryota; Metazoa; Chordata; Actinopteri; Sciaenidae.